GUGGCGGUACCGCCUGAGAGCUGCUGUGGCCCGCGGAGGCCGAGGGCUGCGGACCUGCUGGCCCGCCCGCCGGGCGCCCCGGGGCCUUGGGAGCUGGGACAUGAGCGCGCCGAGGCGGUGGCGGCCUCGCUGCUUUCAGUUUUCAUUGAAGCCGCUGGUUACUGUUUAACGUCCCCACCCACGUUUCAGUUUGUUUAGUAAAUCGAUCGGACUGUGCGAGUCAGGCCUCUGCCUCGUCGCCCUUGAGCAAAGCUAAUAUCCCCCCGGCAUAUGGUGUCAAGUCUCGGCUGGAGAUCGGCAAAAGCAAACAAACAAACAAACAACAACAAAAUCCUUAAGCCUCCUCUCCCAGAGCACCAGCCCCACCCCCACCCCACCUCCGAGCUUUGCGCCAGCUUCCCGGGCUCGGGAGAGCGCGGCCCCGGACGCCGUGCGGGGCGGGUGGGGGCCCGCGGCCGGGACAUGCGGCGGCCGGCGCGCGGCUGACGGCGACGCGGGAGCUCCGGGGCCGCUCCGCGCAGAUGCGGAAACUGAAUUGGAGAGAAGUUGAGUGACUGGCCUAAACUUGCAAAGCUGGAGCAGCAGUGAAAGCAGCCAGUCUGAGAUAUUGACACUAUAGAAAAAACUGACAGCUUACUCCUUGUAUUGAUUCUCCUCUUCUCUACAAAUAUAGACUCCGUUCCCUACCACAGCCUUAUAGUUCUGCCCCAGAGACGACAAGUAUGAAUACCACAGACAACGGUGUCAACUGUCUAUGUGCUAUAUGUGGGGACAGAGCGACAGGAAAGCACUAUGGGGCAUCAAGUUGUGACGGGUGCAAGGGCUUCUUCAGACGCAGCAUACGCAAGAGUCAUGUUUAUUCCUGCAGGUUCAGUCGGCAAUGUGUUGUUGACAAAGACAAAAGGAAUCAAUGUAGAUAUUGUCGACUGAGAAAGUGUUUCAGAGCAGGAAUGAAAAAAGAAGCUGUGCAGAAUGAACGCGAUCGAAUAAGUACCAGAAGAAGCACAUUUGACGGCAGCAACAUCCCCUCCAUUAACACACUGGCGCAGGCAGAAGUGCGGUCUCGCCAGAUCUCAGUCUCAAGCCCAGGAACAAGCACUGACAUAAAUGUGAAGAAAAUUGCAGGUAUUGGUGAUGUCUGUGAAUCUAUGAAACAGCAGCUCUUAGUCUUGGUGGAAUGGGCUAAAUAUAUUCCUGCCUUCUGUGAGCUACCCCUGGAUGAUCAGGUGGCACUGUUGAGAGCUCACGCAGGGGAACAUUUACUGCUUGGAGCUACAAAGAGAUCCAUGAUGUAUAAAGAUAUUUUGCUUUUGGGAAACAACUACGUUAUUCACCGCAACAGCUGUGAAGUCGAGAUCAGCCGUGUGGCCAAUCGAGUUCUAGAUGAGUUGGUCCGACCAUUUCAAGAAAUUCAGAUUGAUGACAAUGAAUACGCUUGUUUGAAGGCAAUUGUAUUUUUUGAUCCAGAUGCAAAAGGGCUGAGUGAUCCAGUGAAGAUUAAGAACAUGCGGUUCCAAGUGCAGCUCAGUUUGGAGGACUACAUCAACGAUCGGCAGUAUGACUCUCGGGGGAGGUUUGGAGAGUUGCUUCUGCUCCUGCCCACGCUGCAGAGCAUCACUUGGCAAAUGAUUGAGCAAAUCCAAUUCGUUAAACUUUUUGGGAUGGUUAAAAUUGACAACCUGCUUCAGGAAAUGUUACUGGGUGGUGCUUCCAAUGACGCUAGCCAUCUCCAUCAUCCAAUGCAUCCACAUUUGUCUCAAGAUCCAUUAACUGGACAAACUAUACUUUUAGGUCCCAUGUCAACACUGGUUCAUACAGACCAGAUCUCAACUCCUGAAACCCCACUCCCUUCCCCACCACAAGGCUCUGGACAAGAAUCGUACAAAAUAGCAGCAAACCAAGCUUCAGUCAUUUCACACCAGCCUCUCUCCAAACAAAAGCAAUUGUGAGAAUAUGUUUACUUCUGAACGGCACUGCGCAAAUGUGCAACGUUGAUCUUGAAAUAUCUCAGGAUAGUACUUUUGGCAAACUCUCAGCCAAGGAGUCGUCAUGGUGCUGUUUUAAGAUGGUAUCCUGUUUUCUUGUUUAUAUGCUCAUUUUGUUUGUUGUUGCUGUUGUUUAAAACCUUUAGAUGCAACCAAUGUAUAUCUGAAUUCCGAUAUGUUUAAAGAGUAUAUUUUUUCCAACUUCCCUUGCACUGUACCUGAACCAGUUGAAUCCUAUGUACUACUUCAUUUGUUGUCUUAAUUUAAAUCUGUAAAUAAUUGCUUUAUUGUGAUGUGAAGCAGAACUUUUUGACUUUUUUGACUGAGAACUAUCAGAAAUCCCAGAUUAAUAUAAAAUGAACCAAAUUUUUAUAAAUUUUUAACUUGCAAAUUAGAAAAAUAAAGCAAUUGCUGUAGAACAGGGUGUAUUUCUUGAAGUAGAAUCACUCAUGUAUGUCUUUUUCCAAAAAGCAUCUCUUUGGCCCAUAGUUGAAUAUGCCUAUCUUAAGUUUAGAAAAUUAUCAAUAGCCAUUCCAAGGAUGACUGGAUAUUCCCUGAAAUCUGCCUGUAUUUGAAGAUGUAUGUUAAGAUAAAAUAUGUUAGUUUUACUAGAUGGGAUACAGGCUAAACUAUAAAAAAGAAACCUUUAAAACAGUGGGUCAACCAAGACAGACAUUUAUUUCUCUCUCCUGGAACAAUCUAGAAGUAGUCAUCCUUUCACUAGAACUUAGCACAUGCCCACAUCUAGUUCCCAGGGAGGCUGGAAGACUAAUCUUUAGGUGGAAAGCCUUGUGCCAACUAAAACUGUAGUUUAGUUGGGAGACUGAUAUUGGGAGAUGAAUUAGUCAUCUAUUACACACAUGUUGCCCUCAUUUAAUCCUCACAGCAACCCUGUAAGAGAGGUAUUAUAAUCUUUCUUUUAUAAAUAAAGAAACUUUUAGCUUAGAGGGUUUAAGUAAUGUAACCAAAGUUUUAAAGAGUAGGAGAGCCACAUUUAAGCCCAGGACUGGUUGAGUUUAAUGAUUGGUAUCGAAUGGAAAAUGUGAGCUCCUUACUGUGGUUUUUAAAUAUAUGCAAUUGAGUGAUGAUUGACUAUUAUCCGUUGUGAUACCUGUAACAUAUUUACAUGUAAGCAAUGAGCGUAAAUUUGUUGCAGCAUGAAUAAGAAACCACUUUUGUCCUUUUAAUGAGUCUUCCCCUAAAAAAAGCUCUAAACAAACCAAAGAAAACAAAAGCUAUACCAGAUAGGUUAUGAUGAAAACAGAAACAAAUUUAAAUCACUGACUCAGCAGAUUUUCAAAAAUCCAGUGGACUGAGGAGUAUAAUUCAUUGGAGCCCAUACUAUUUGAUGUCAUCUAAAGCUGGAGCUUAUUUAAAAACAAUUAAUGAUGGGCCACCUCAAGAAACAGUGAUCCUCUCUUUGUCUUUCUCUCUCACACUCGCACACACACACACACUCUUUAUUUGCUGUAGCAGGGAAAACUGUGAGUAGUUAUUAAUAAUACAAAACAGAGUGUCCCAAGCUGUAAGAGACUGAAUUAAAAUGAUUUUUACAGAACCUUUCAAAAUUUCUAAGAUUAUGGUUUCAUUAACCCCACUUACCCUACAAAUAAAACGGUUCUGUUAAUGUUAAUUUAUUAACUCUUAAAGUAGAAAAAUGAAUUACCUAGAAGCUAGCAUUGACUGAGAAUCAAUAAAAUUCCUUCAAGAGUUGGUACCUGGAAACUGUAAAAUAUAUUUUUGAGAGAGAGAGAGUGAAACAAGAAGAAAAUUUUUUUAACUCUUAUUUUUUGAAAAUUUACUCUGGUGUCUCUAUUUCAUGACUAAGAAUGUUUUUGAUUUUUAUAAAUACAAAUAUCUUUUGCAGGUUUCUGUUUAACUUUUUGUGUUGUUCUCUUAGAAGAUAUUUAAAAAAACCUUUAAAAUAUGAAACAUAUAAUUCAUUUUUAGUGAACCCUCUAACUUAUCUGCACAUUUACUAAACAGCCAUAUUUUAGAAAUUACUGCUAACGAUUUUGUUUUAAUAACUAUGGUCAGGGAAUUUGUAAUAUAAUAUUUUUGUAUACCUAACUGCCAAAAAUGCUGAAUGAAGAGGAACUGAAGUUUUCAGCAUAUUUUCAAAAUAUCGAUAAAGUUAUUGCUUUUAUAUAGCAGAAAACUUUUUUCAGGUAAUAAAAAUGAAUAAUUUAUUGUGAAAUAAUGAUUCAUUUUAUAAAUGUAAAAUUAUUUUUAUAAAUUUCAUUGUUGAAAAUCAAUACUUACUAGAUUUUUUGGAAAUGUUAAAUUAUAGUGAGAUUAAAAUAUUUCUAAACUCUGAUACCACAUUGUUUCACUGAACUUUCUAAAUAAAAUU
Diceros bicornis minor is the source of this 4338-nucleotide messenger RNA. It is a transcript of the gene HNF4G, whose product is annotated as hepatocyte nuclear factor 4 gamma. NCBI's taxonomy places the organism in Eukaryota, Metazoa, Chordata, Mammalia, Perissodactyla, Rhinocerotidae. Gene Ontology annotation, molecular function: RNA polymerase II cis-regulatory region sequence-specific DNA binding; zinc ion binding; nuclear receptor activity. The coding region runs from base 723 to 1949 and encodes 408 amino acids. The record is from RefSeq and is a predicted model, not a curated record. The transcript is spliced from 12 exons. Gene Ontology annotation, biological process: regulation of transcription by RNA polymerase II; anatomical structure development; cell differentiation.